Prunus persica (peach) is the source of this 1468-nucleotide messenger RNA. RefSeq names its product mediator of RNA polymerase II transcription subunit 21. Gene Ontology annotation, molecular function: transcription coregulator activity. Lineage: Eukaryota; Viridiplantae; Streptophyta; Magnoliopsida; Rosales; Rosaceae. Gene Ontology annotation, cellular component: mediator complex. Gene Ontology annotation, biological process: regulation of transcription by RNA polymerase II. The record is from RefSeq and is a predicted model, not a curated record. Bases 887 to 1300 code for a protein of 137 amino acids. The transcript has 5 exons.
AUGUAAAGCUAAAAAUUUCAGGGCAGUUGGAUGUUAAGAAUAUUACGGGUUUUUAUUUUAAAUUAUAGAAGAAUACUAACCCUUCCUACUCUGUUUAGUACAUCAAGAAUAAAAGGUUUCUACAGCAUCCAAAAACCAUGUACCAUGUGAUCAGUUUAUGUAGACCCUCAUCUUUGUUCCCAUAUUUUCAUAAAACAAAAAGUAGCCACAUUUUCAUAAAACAAAAAGGACAUUGGCGGUCUAGACAACCAAAGAACACUCAUACCAGCAGUGUUCUCAUCUUCGAGAUCGAUUUCUCAACGAAGCACCGCCUCUUCAUUCCGAAGCUCAGUGGGAAUCGGUUUUCCCUCUGCAACAAAACAAAAAGGUGCCCCAGAUUAAGUAGAGAAAAACAAAACUUCAACUGCAAACACAAAGAUAGAGGGGAACCUUGCAGAGCUUCUCUAAUCUUGCGCUUCUUCUCGUAGAUAAGGCGUUCUUUGCCUUCUAAGCUAUUUCUGUACAAAUAUUUCCUCAAUCUAGUAUUUCUUCUCAACAUAAUUGAUCCCUCUCUCAUGGCUCAGGAAUGGUGAUGUCGACGAGAGCGAGACAGUAGAGUGAAGAAGGCUACAACUUCUGCCUUCCUCUAUCAAAAAGAAUUGAGUUCAUCUCUACCCGUCGUUUUGAAAACAAAAAAGGAAAUUGUUUUUGAAAGUCUUGUUUCCUAUUGGGCUUGAAAACCUAAUGUCACUUGUUAUACGAUAGGCCCAGAUUGCCAGAAUAGAGGCUUCUAUAAUCUACCACUACCUUCGUGCGCGCUCUCUCUCUCUCAGUUACACACACAGCUUCGUCGCUCUGAUCUCUUCUUCCGACGAAAACUUUUCAGUGGCGAGGGCUAGCUUGCUCGAUGGACAUAAUCUCCCAACUACAGGAACAAGUCAACACAAUUGCUUCUCUUGCCUUCAAUACCUUUGGAACACUACAAAGGGAUUCGCCACCAGUUAGACUUUCACCAAAUUACCCAGAACCACCUGCGAAUCCGACGGAGGAUGCAGAGAAUUUUGCUGAACAUGCCAAGCUCGUGAGUGCCGCUCUGGUUAAGGCUGCUAAGCAGUUUGAUGCAUUAGUUGCAGCACUUCCUUUAGCUGAGGGAGGGGAAGAAGCACAGCUGAAAAGGAUUGCAGAACUGCAGGCUGAAAAUGACGCUGUUGGCCAAGAACUUCAGAGGCAACUGGAAGCUGCAGAGAAAGAAUUAAAGGAGGUCCGUGAAUUGUUCAGCCAAGCAGCAGAUAAUUGCUUGAACUUGAAGAAACCCGAUUAAAGAUGUAGUGUCUUCUGUAAAUGUAAAACAAUCUGUAAUCUCUCAGGUCUCCCUGUUCAAAUUUUCAUGACAGCUUCAAGUUUUUUUUUUUUAAAUUUACAAAUUAUGAACUCCUAAAUGCUUAGAGUUUUGGGCUUAUAACAAAUGAAAAGAGGUGAUUCUUGUGUA